AUGAUCCACCAUAUUAUUCGACUAUACAAAUGCCUCCACGUAAGGCUGGACAAUCUUGGUGGUUUCGAUUUCCAGAUGAAGGUCUAGGUUAUUAUUGGUUUAUCGGCCUCGAGAGUUUUCGCAGUCUAUUCGAUAUAACCAUGGGUGCACCCGCAAAAAUCUUUGAUAUAUUCCAUCCGACAUAUGAAAUAACUAAUGAUAUGAUUACUAAUUUUUAUAAAACUCAUAUACCAUUGGAUCAAAAAAAAUCCGAUGUUCUUAUUGCAUGGAUGGCUGGUAAUUGUAAACCUGCAAACAAUCGGAAUGAAUAUGCAAAAGAAUUAAUGAAAUAUAUUACAGUUCAUUCAUUUGGUGGAUGUCUUCAUAACCAGGAAAUACCUGAUGAUAUUAGAAACAAGUAUGGUAUUAAAGAAGGAGCUACAGCUUAUUGGGCAAGCCAUAUGUAUGAAGUAAAGUUGGAUACACUUCUUCGUUACAAAUUUACUCUCGCUUUCGAGAAUUCAGAUUGUGAAGGUUAUGUUACUGAAAAAGUUUAUGAUCCCUUUAGAGUUGAUUCUAUCCCCAUAUACAUGGGAGCAUCUGAUAUAGAUGAUUAUGUUCCACCACAUUCAAUAAUAAAAGUAACUGAUUUUAAAAACGUAGAAGACCUUGCUAAGUAUAUUUAUGAAGUUGCUAAUAAUCAAACAUUAUAUAACAGUUAUUUCGAAUGGAAAAAAGAUGAGCCUUAUAAAAAUUUUUGUAAAAUAUGCCGACAGAGUGAAGAGUCAAUAUUUUGUAGAUUCAUAGAAAGAGCUGUGGAUAUUUGA
Racocetra persica is the source of this 806-nucleotide messenger RNA. NCBI's taxonomy places the organism in Eukaryota, Fungi, Glomeromycota, Glomeromycetes, Diversisporales, Gigasporaceae. The record is from the annotation of a GenBank genome assembly.